Molecule: messenger RNA, 5707 nt
Organism: Salvelinus sp. IW2-2015
Lineage: Eukaryota; Metazoa; Chordata; Actinopteri; Salmoniformes; Salmonidae
Source: RefSeq, a predicted model, not a curated record
UUCUGGAGCUGGCAAGAAGUGGCAGUGAAUUCCCAAUGAGCAUGAUUGACAUUUGAGUGCUGACGAAGGCGGGCUCGGACUAGAACAGGGACAACCGGCAUUUACACGGAUUAUUCCGAAAUCGCUUUGCAAUUGCCUGUUAUGAGAAUAUGAAUUAAAACAAUGUUUGAGUCGACAUAUCAGUAGAGCUUUGGUGUCCUUGAUGACAGAUGACAGGACAAAAGGAAAAUAUUGAGGAUAGCCAAACGUUUACCAUUGAAGUUGGAUAUUAGCAAAAACAGUCAGUGCCACAUGCAGAAGAUGGACUUUGGAGAAGUCAACACAGCCACAAAACCUCCAAUAGGGAAGAGGAUGAAGUCCCGAGCACCCCCUCCGCCCCUGGCCCCCGAGCCCGCCCCCAGGAGAAUCUUCCGUAACGCAGUGCCUGACGGGGGAGGCUCAGCGCAGGGCAGUAUGGGAAGCAUGGUGAUGGAGAACAUGAUGAGGACCAGCGUAGACCUCCACAUCACUCUGCCUCAAGGCUACCAGACCAACAGCACAGUGGACGGCAGCAAGGCGCUCAUGGACCUGUUGGUGGAUCUGUGCAGCCGGUACCACCUGAACCCAGCCUAUCACACCCUGGAGCUGCUGUCCAGUGAGGGCCUGUCCCUAGCCUUCAAGCCCAACAGCCUGCUGGGGUCCCUGGAUGUUGUUGCCAUAAGCAUCAGGGAGAAAGUGUUGCAGAACAAAGUGGUGCGGAAACCUCCGCCUAAAGUGCCAGAGUCUGUCACCCCAGCUCCUAGCACCCCAGCACCUCGCACCUCUGUCCAGAUGGCCCCCUCUCCCUCCCCAGCCCCCAGCUCUCCUACCCCCAGCCUGCCUGCAGAGGAGGACUCUGGCUCUGAGCUGAGCAAUGGGUCUGUCUACAGCAGCAGCAGUAGCAGUAGUGGGGUUGCCGCCGGCACCUCUGUCGCUGACACCUCAAUGGCCGACUCUGACUCCGCCUCCAGCAGGGCUGAUGUGUCCAAGCCCGGCCCUGAUUCCACCCCCAGCAGCAGGGCUGCCAUGGCUGACUCCUCCCGAGACUCCGCCCCCAGUAAGGUUGACACCGGCCCCAGGAGCAAGACUAUGGUCAAUGUCGCCUCUUACUCCGCCCCUACCAGCAAGGUUGAAAAGGUUGACUCCGCCCCCAGCAGCAACGCUGACAAGGCCAAGCCCACCCCCUAUUUGUCCCGCAGCACCACACCGGAGGAGACCAGAGGAGAGUCUGCUCUUGGCCUGAAACUAGACGAGACGGAGAACAACAGACACAGCGCCAUGGGUGCUGAGCGUCCAGUGCCACUCAAACCUCUGCGAACCCUAGAACGGGAGCCCCCCCAGUUAGUCAUCCCCCCACCCCCGCAGUACCCUCCCCCUCCCUCAGACCUAGACUCCCCCGAUGCCUCACCAGAGAGCCACAGGGAGGAGGCCCCUCAGUCUUGGCUGCACUCUCGGCGGCUCUCCGUGGCAGGACCRCAGACCCCAGACACAGAGGAGACUUUAUCCAUGGGCAGCAGUGGCAGUUACCAGGACCAGGGCUAUGCAGCCUCCGAGGGCAUGYCGGAGGACUCUGGCCUGGUCAGCUCCCCCUCGGCCUCCGACACCACCCACCCUACCUCCCCUGACGGGAGCCUCUCCCUGGGCUCUUCUGGCUCAUCUCACCCCGUGAUCCAUCCCCURACCAAGGACUGUUCUAGUGAUAGUGACGAGGGCUGUGCCACGUGGGGCUCCAGACACAGACACAGCAGUGAUAUCAGCCACAAUGACAAAGCAGGCAAAACAAAGGACAUCUAUGAAGAGGACCCAGAGCUCACCACUCAGCUCCACCAGACUCUGGCUGAUCUGGAUGCUGAUCUAGCAGAUAUAAGUCACAUAGAUGCUAUUUCAGUGCAACAGCACCCCUACGUGAUGUCCACUGAGAGCAAUGACAUCCCCGUGUCUGUGGUGGAUAUGGAAGUCCCGGUCACAGCCAUAGAUGAAGUCCUGGAGGACUACGAGACACCGAGCAUGACGGAUCACCAAGRCACACUAAUGAGUAGCUCUCAAAGAACGGACAAUAAAGACCUGAACCACAGUCAUCAUCAUUCAAGUGUUGGUGGCAUACAGAACAAAAACAACAACGCCUGUAUGUCUGACGGCUCCAGCAAAGUCAGCUCUGCUCAACCACAGCCCGCGCAGCGCCUCAAAUCACCAGGGAAGAAGCUUGCCAAUGGCACCUUGCGGAAAGACCAUACAGCAGCGAUCUCUAAGACUAAAGUUGAAGUUCAAAGACGGGAGUCCGCUGAUGGAGCUGAGAGGAAAGCCUCACCUGUCAACAGCUCUCUCGCUGUCCCAGAGAGCCAWUCCAAGUCCCCUGAGGAAGAGGUUCCCACCUAUAGAGGCCACGCUGCCUCCCAGGCACAAACGAAAAUCACAUGUAGCCCAGUCUCCCGAUUUGGUAUGAAGACAUUCACUAUCGUCCCUCCCAAGCCCGCAGUUGCAACCCAGCCUCAGAAGCCAGCAGAGGCCCCGGCCACUCUGACAACAGGUGCCAUUAGAAUUGACGAUCAGGGUAACAUGGUCAAAGUAGCCAUUGCCCGAAACAAGUUUGGCGGUUCCUCUGAGUCUGGGAUCAACAAAGAUGACUCCGUCUCACCACUCCUGGGGAAAGCCAAAGCAUUCUGGAGCUCCUCGGAGAAGCAGGACACUUCUGCACCUUCACUCCCCACUAGUAGAGGGCCUGUCCRUUUCACAAAGACCCAGAGCCCAGAGUCUGAGGUCCACAAACCCACACAUCGGGUCGUAGCCUCUGAGCCACCUGCAGCCAAGGCAACKCCUAAGGCCUGUGAACCUGUAGCCAAGAUGACACCUAAGGAAACAUGCAAAGAUGUUGUUGAGGUAACAAAGGACAUCUCACAGGAAGCAGAGGGCAAGGUUCCAGUUUCAGAGACACCUGUGCAGCAGAAGACUAUGAAACUGAACCCUGGUAUUCUCCAAGAUCAGAAGAGAAACCUUUCCUUCCUCAAGCCAUCCAGGAGAACGUCCAGUCAGUACGUAGCUUCUGCCAUUGCUAAAUACGCUGUGAAGCCCACCAUGGCCAAAGCUGACAACAUCCAAGAAGUACCAGCGGAGUUGUCUGGCCCCGUGAGAAAGCCACCUGGUAGUUACGGCUAUCAGAAAGAGGGUCGAUCCUUUCAUGUAAAUCCACAGCGUUCCUCUGGUACAUCUAUGAAUGUACCAGUGAAGAAGGAGAGCAGCUCUGCGUCUGGAUCCUAUCACGCCGGUGCUAAAUGUUACCCUGACUACCUCUCAGCAGAGAAACGGGUAGUCUCUGGUGAGUCGACGCAAGGAGUGGACAGGAGUGGUUAUGGGAGCAGUUCUACCCUGCGAGUUGCUGGAUGGAGCUCCAAGUCACUGGACUCUGAUACAGUGGCCAAUAACACUAAGCAGCAUGGGCCCCCCAGUCCCAGACACCAGGCACAGAUGACACCCCCACCACCAGCACCACAAUCCCCCACUAAACAGGUACCUGCCGUCUCCAAGCCCUCGCAGGGUCCACCACCUGCACAGAGCAGAUCAGAGACAGUAGGUCCCAAAGGUCAUCCAGCCCUGGCAAUGAAGCCUGAACCACCACGAGCAGCUGCAGCUGCUGCCAGCAACGACCUCCCAGAGCCCCAGCAYMUCAGUCUGUUUGGGCCGGUGAAGAAGUUCAAACCUGUGAUCAUGAAGUCGGUCCAGAUGGACACGUCGCUACACACCACUCUGAUGUCAGCCAUCCAGUGUGGGGAUGGGAAGGAGAUGCUCAGAAAGGUAUCGGACUCAAGUGCAAGCAGCACUUUGAAGAAAUCGUCCUUUGUUGAGGAAGAGAAUGAGCGAUGUGUGCUACUGGCAGCCAUUAGAGGCCAAAGUAACUCUGCAGGGCUAAYGAAGACCAUAUCCCAGGCUGCAGAGGAGCUUGACAAAUUCAGGAAGACUGAGGAGGAGAACAGAACUCUGUGUGAUGCCUUCCCUGCCAUGCCUCCCCCUCCUCCAUUUGUGCCUCCUCCACCCCCCUCUAUGCUCCCUCCACCUCCUCCUGCCCCUCCCUCCUGUCAGCCCAGGCCCACUAUGYUGGGGGWGCCCCUGGYGGCUGGGGGGAAUCCCGCUCUGGCUCGGGACGCAAUGCUGYAGGCCAUCCGCUSUGGCUCUGCAGCUGAUCGCCUGAAGAAGAUAGAGKAAAUGGAGGUGAUCAUAAAUGACCUUUUGUGCAUGCACUCACCAGCCAGGUCAAUGCCCCCACAAAAACAGUUCAAGUGAACGGUAGACUUGGUACUAUACAAGCAGCAUCAUCCCUCUCACAAGGACAAUAAAGAAUCUUCCAGAAUGAUUCCAGAACAUCUUGCAAACCAUCUGAUUAGAAUCGUCGUAGGCAGCCAAAUAAUAUGUUGUCUUUCACCUUAAUUUAUCACUGUCCUUAUGUAUAUGUAUCCAGUUAUGUGUACUUGAAUAGUUGCAAUAACUGGAAAGAUGAAUUGCUGUACAAAAGCAUGUGCCAAUAAUUUUUGUUGCUAUUUAUUAGCUGCUCUUGCUGAUAAUAAUAAUCUUAAGAAAUCAUUUUUGCUCUUUUAUUAUUUGUCUUUUACUUUUUAAUACUAGUCCACAUGGAAUUGAUGCCUCAUGCUGUCUUACWGUCMGUGUUAUUUUUGAUUAUUACARAUUUGCUGUAUAUAUUCCAUGUAAUAAGAUGCAAUGGAUCAGACUCCUUGACCUAGUGCAAUGAGUAACACUGGUCACCAGUAACACUGGUCAAGCAUGACAAAAUUUGGCUCCAAGGGACUCUCCUCUCCAGGUGAUGAUUAGGUAUGUAUCCCAAAUGACAGGCUUGUCCCUAUAUAGUACACUACUUUUGACCAAAACCUUAUGGGCCCUUGGCAAAACUAGUGCACUAAAUAGGGAAUAGGGUACCAUUUGGAACCUGCACUAGUUUAUUUUGCAAAGCUCUGGGUUUUUAGAUCUCAUCUAUGCUGCUAUUCAACCUUUACAUGUUUUUAUUCUUUGAUUUAUAAUGCCUCUUAAUAUAUUUAUUUUAAUCUUCAUAGAAAAGAUGACUAACAUAUCCUUUCUUGACAUUACAAAAGCAUUUUUGAAACAUUUCUGUUUAUGUGUAACUAUUGGUGAAUAAUAUCACCAUGACUUAGUAAAAUAGUUUACUAAUCAAUAGAUAUGAGUAAUGAACAAGAGGUAUGGGCUGUUACUCCAUUUUCAGAAAAAAAGUCUGGUUAAUAUUUGCUAUGAUUUUAUUGUUUAUUUAAUCACAAAGUGUUCUAUGUUGUUUGCAUUGGGCUCCAGUGCACAGCUUUUUGUUAUUGUAUUCAACUAGAUCUGAUGUGCAGUACUGUACAUGAGCUUGUCUCUCUAGACGUUUUAUGGCAUUACUAUAGUAGUUGAAAGAAAGCAAAAGUUAAUAUUAUAAUAUAUUUUACAAAUGAAGUACUAUCGAUAUUGAUCAGAAUGACUGAAUGAUAGACUUAAAGGGCCACCCAGUGUAAAGCAUGAAAAUAGGGACUACAAGAUUCUAGACUGGUCUGUCAAAAGAUGGAUUCAUAGGUUGUCCAGUUCCUUAAAAUUCAGUUUAGAUGUUUUCUUAUGUUCUAGAUCAGGGGUAUUCAACUCUUACCCUACGAGGUCUGGAGCCUGCUGGUUUUCUGUGUUACCUGAUAAUGAAUUUCCC